Messenger RNA from Camelina sativa (false flax), 807 nucleotides. RefSeq lists its product as uncharacterized. NCBI's taxonomy places the organism in Eukaryota, Viridiplantae, Streptophyta, Magnoliopsida, Brassicales, Brassicaceae. The record is from RefSeq and is a predicted model, not a curated record.
AUGAAGGGUAAGUACAAAGGCUGUUUGGUAGCAGCUAGUGGCCAGGAUGGAAAUUUGCAGAUUUAUCCACUGGCCUUUGGGGUAGUGGAAGUGGAGAAUGAUGCUGGGUGGGUGUGGUUUUUGAAGAAUCUAUCGAAAUUUGUUCCAGAUGAAGAAGACCUUGUUUUUGUAUCUGAUAGGCAUGCUUCUAUCUAUUCUGCACUCGCAAAAGUAUAUCCUCUAGCACAUCAUGCAGCAUGCUCCGUUCAUCUUUUUCGUAAUGUUAAUCACAAAUUCAAAAGCGGCGGUCUGGCUAACCUUGUCUCAAAAGCAGGGAGAGCAUAUACAGUUGGUGAUUUCCGUUAUUGGUGGAGGCAAAUCGAGGAAACAAAACCAGAGUGUGCGGAGUAUCUACUUAAGAUUGGACUACCACAUUGGACACUUUCACACUUCCCUGGCAACCGUUACAAUUUGAUGAGUAGCAACAUCUCAGAGUCAUUGAACACCGCAAUGCAAAAGGCUGUUGAUUAUCCGAUAGUGUCAAUGGUAGAGUUAAUAAGAGCAAUGUUGAUGAGGUGGUUUUGGUGUAGAAGGACAUUCGCUGGGAAGACAAGGACAAGGUGUACACCAGAAAUUGAAGAAUUGUUGAUUGACCAUCUGAAGGAGUCACUCAAUUGUGCGGUCAAUGGAGCUACUGACUGGAUUUACCAAGUGAACGACGGGAUUGGGUGUGAGUUUACAGUUGACCUUGAGAAAAAACAUGUACUUGCAGGGUUUUUGACGUACUUAUGGUACCUUGCUGUCACGCUCUGGCUGCUGGUCGAAUAA